Acaulospora morrowiae is the source of this 196-nucleotide messenger RNA. The record is from the annotation of a GenBank genome assembly. NCBI's taxonomy places the organism in Eukaryota, Fungi, Glomeromycota, Glomeromycetes, Diversisporales, Acaulosporaceae.
AUGUCUGAAAUACUUUCUGGCAUUUCCCCUUUUAAAGAUACUGAUUGUAAUGAUAAGGAAGAAAGCAAUGCUCUUGCGAUCGGAAUCUGUAAUGGAGACCGACCAGAUAUUCAAGAUUUGCCUCCUUUAAUAGUUGAAUUGAUAAAAAAAUGUUGUGACGCAGAUCCUGCAAAACGACCUCUUGCGGAAGACUUGU